This is a messenger RNA of Carassius auratus (goldfish), 2414 nucleotides long. Its product is annotated as ubiquitin-like protein 3. Lineage: Eukaryota; Metazoa; Chordata; Actinopteri; Cypriniformes; Cyprinidae. Gene Ontology annotation, molecular function: protein binding. The record is from RefSeq and is a predicted model, not a curated record. The coding region runs from base 539 to 892 and encodes 117 amino acids. The transcript has 6 exons.
UCAUCCGCGCACACACAUAACGAUCGACAUCGCGCCGUUUUUAUCUGCCUCACCAGCUCCGGUUUCCCCACGUUCAGCCUUUCCCCCCGUCAACUGCCGCCAUGUUUUUUUGAGACAGGAUGACAGCAGAGAGCGAGCGCAGACGAAGACGGAUAUAAUACUGAAAAACCGUCGAAUUACAGCAUUUUUCGACCAGGCGACGGUCUAUUUUUUAUUGCGGACUCGCGAGGAACUCAUUUCUCGGAUGGGAGGGGGUCCUCCCACAUAAAUCUAAAAUUCACAAAUUAUUAUUUUCUCCGUUCUGAAGUUUAUGCUAUGAAAAAGCAAUAAGUCAGAAGCCUGUCUGAAGAAGAGCCUAUUCCUGCCUGCGCGUAACUACCGCUACCAGCGAACCUACAGGAAUAACCAGACGAGUGAUCUCUGCAUUAACAACUGCUUUACCACAAGUCACCUGCUGUCAAAACGUUGUUUCUUAAGCAAACUCAAGGAAGAAAAACAACUUUUAAUCUAAAGUGAAGAUCCGACAGAUAUUUCAAAGAUGACGGGCAACAUCCCAGUUGACAUGAUCAACUUGAGGCUCAUCUUGGUGAGUGGAAAAACAAAAGAGUUCCUGUUCUCGCCAAACGACUCCGCGGCCGACAUCGCCAAGCACGUGUACGACAACUGGCCAAUGGACUGGGAAGAGGAGCAGGUGAGCAGUCCGAACAUCCUGCGCCUCAUCUACCAGGGCCGAUUCCUACACGGCAAUGUGACGCUAGGAGCUUUAAAACUGCCACUCGGAAAAACCACAGUGAUGCAUUUAGUUGCCAGAGAGACGCUGCCCGAGCCAAAUUCCCAAGGUCAGAGGAACCGGGAAAAGACUGGAGAGAGCAACUGUUGUGUGAUCCUGUAAAUACAUCCCAUCAUCCCUCAGAACGAGUGUGUCCUAUCACCCUUCGCCCAUGCUGCUUAAACACAUCUAAUCACACCCGACUCCCACGAGCACCCGACCAGAUCAAGAGCUUCGCUUCUCCUGGAAAGGAAAAAAAAAAAAGAUAAAAAUCACCUGAGACACGGAUAUGAGAACAUUACGGCUUCGCACAGUCUGUAUUUAAGCCAAAAAAUCAGAUAAUAAAAUGCAUCCCACCUUUACACACACAUUUCCACUGUUUCUAACAUCUUCACACACAUCCAUGAACGCAUUCAAACACACACACACACACACACACACACACACACACACACACUCCUCCCCUUCUGCCAGUUUGCACACGGAGGAGGUCCUCUUUUCUCAGUUUUUUUAUUGCACAUAGUAACAUGAUUGAUUCAGUGAGGAAAAAAGAGACUCGUUCGCCUCAGCCCAGGCGCUUGAUUCUUCCUCUCAGGGGGGAGACGUGUGAGGGGGGGAUUAAUUUACACAGCACAGUGCAGGAGAUCAAGUAUUUAUGUGCCUGUUGAACGUUUUAGAAAUGUUUCUUAUACAUUUCCAUGCGUUUUAAAUGCCCCAUUAAGGUCCUGGAGAUCCAGCAUCCUGCUCUAUUGAGUUCCUGUACGCCAGAAGUGUUUCAAGCACAGUCGGGACUUUUUGGCAGGAAGGUAGAUCUCCAGAAGAUGGUUGGAUUGACUCAUGGGAAAGUCUAAAAUACACAUAACGAGUAACAUUUACAGUAACAUUUGCGACUGUGUUUUGACAGUCAACCAGUGUUGCGACUUCCCUCUUUAGACAGAUCAGAGCUGCUCUCUUUCAGGAAGGGUUAUAAGAUUUAUUCCUUUAUUUUCUAAGUAGGGUAGUGGUGUCAAUGAAUGCUUGCGUUUGGAGCCAGAAGAUAAUUAUGGAAUGAAGUUUGGCUUGGUUUCUAUUUCCCCUUCCUUAUUAGAUAUAAAAUUCGUUUGCACAACACGGAAACAUGAGCUGUUUCGUUUCUAAAGCGGUGUAAUUUUUUCUUUCCCCUACUCCCUUUUUAAUAUUUUUCCAAAUGGGAAGUGUAUUCGAAGGUUACAUAUGUGUAGAGUAUAUUUAAUAUGAAUCUUAUAGAGAACAUAAAUAUAGAUUGUUGAUAUAUAUUGGUGUCUAGUGUAUGAUAGUUUAAAAACCGUUAGCACAUUAGCAUAUGAAGCAGCGAGAUGUACUUUAACAGCAGCAAAUCCCUCUAAUGGCUGAAGAAAUUACUGUUUUCGUCUCUCUUUUUUUUUUUAAUCAAAUGUUCAUAAUUUGAUGUUUUAUUUUUGACUUCAUUUUUCUUUUUAAGUGGUCUUUGCUUUCUGCUUUUUAACACCGCACUAGGUCUGAAAAAUAUUGGUCCUUAUCAGGGUUAAAAUCUGUACAGAGCUGAAGUUUUUAAAAAGAUAAUUGUAAAUAAACUAAUGCUUAUCAUUCUCUAAACUACAAAUGGAAAUACAUAUAUAAACUGAAUAAAGAGUCCAGAAUAUUGAAG